Molecule: messenger RNA, 846 nt
Organism: Cuscuta campestris
Lineage: Eukaryota; Viridiplantae; Streptophyta; Magnoliopsida; Solanales; Convolvulaceae
Source: the annotation of a GenBank genome assembly
AUCCUUCUCCUUAGUCUAUUGAUCUCAUUGCAUUUCUUCUCCUUUGAAUCUCAAUUGCACUUUGAUCUUUGAUUUGUGCUAUCAAGAUGGUGUGGAAGAGAAAUAGAGAUGAAUGACUAGUGAUGUUACUGAACCGCAACAGUAUUUCGACGACGUCGUUUAAAGUAGUGCGGACUAGCCCUACGCCCCUACCCGACUUUUACAGACGCCGCGUUAGGUUUCCUCUGGAAAUCUCUCUUCAGUCUCUCUUCCAGCGAGCUUCAUCGCCAUCUCUCUUCGAUCUGCCCCUCCCUCAAAAUCCGCGAAGAAGACGACCAUCGGAGAUGGGUAUUGAUGAUCAAAUUCUAAAAGAGGUUAGGGGGGUCAAAGACGAACUGGUUCAGAUUCAUGAUGGACUGGUUCAAAGAAAUCUUCUGAUGAAGAGAAAUCUGAACAUGACCAGAUUUGGUUUUUCAUUGUGUGCGGUCUCAUGCGCCGCAGUAGUGUAUCUAUACACGAUUGCACCCGACUCUGGAGUCACCUCUGCCUGUGCCGGUGCCCCUGAUUGUGCUGCCCCAUGAAGAUGCUUAAUGCUUGAUCAAAUAUGUCUUGAAUUGUCUAGGUUUAUUAUCUGUUUGAUUCUUGUUUAGACUUAAGUACUAUCUUUGAACUCCCAGACUUGAUUACCAUCUUAAACAACUGGCUCUAAGGAUUUGUAUAUUUGAAUUGGCUACCAUUUGACCAAUUGGUAGUUACUUGGAUCCCCAUUAAUCUGGGAUUAUACGAUAUUGCUUAUUUUCAUUUUGCAACUAUGAUUUCGCUCUUCGGUGCAAUGUCGAUCCCAUGUGCGGUUAAUUGGGUUGAUGU